Messenger RNA from Symbiodinium natans, 438 nucleotides. Lineage: Eukaryota; Dinophyceae; Suessiales; Symbiodiniaceae. The record is from the annotation of a GenBank genome assembly.
AUGGCGGGCAUCAGUGUGAAAGAGGAAGACGUGGAGGAUGAGAGCAUGCUGUUAGAGUGCAAUGAUGACGGCGAGGCCUUGUCUCUUUUCGGUGAAGCAACGCCGGUCCCUCCGGGUGUUGUGCUGGACAAGCUCUCCGCGAUGCUUUCGACGGGCCGAGCUCGUCUGAGAUUCGCAUCGGGACGCAGUUGCUUGGAUGGCGAGCUGGCUCAUUGUCCACGUUCCGGUCUUCCUCGAUUGCUAGCCCUUUCAGCAUUUGUUGGGAUCUGCUGGCGGUUGCCUUUUUUUGUGGAUGCGGCUGUGCGUCCUAUGUCCUAUGCCGCUGACUUGCGAUGGAACGACGCGCUCUUUGGAAACUGGACGCAGUGCAGAAAUUGGAAGCGAUUGAGGAAACCAGAAUUCAGGAACUCCAGCAUUCAGGAAACUGGCUUUAUGUGA